Corticium candelabrum is the source of this 2913-nucleotide messenger RNA. RefSeq lists its product as uncharacterized. The coding region runs from base 67 to 2838 and encodes 923 amino acids. NCBI's taxonomy places the organism in Eukaryota, Metazoa, Porifera, Homoscleromorpha, Homosclerophorida, Plakinidae. The record is from RefSeq and is a predicted model, not a curated record. Gene Ontology annotation, molecular function: structural constituent of ribosome; protein binding; 5S rRNA binding. Gene Ontology annotation, cellular component: cytosolic large ribosomal subunit; ribosome. The transcript is spliced from 24 exons. Gene Ontology annotation, biological process: translation; ribosomal large subunit assembly.
CCGGGUCUUUCAUAUAACCCUCUCUGGAAGUUGGGCUCGCGACUUGAUCUUGUCCAUGUGAUUGGAAUGGGAUUCAUCAAAGUUGUCAAGAACAAAGCCUACUUCAAGCGUUAUCAAGUCAAAUUCAAGAGACGACGAGAUGGAAAAACCGACUAUUACGCGCGUCGAAGACUAGUCGUACAGGACAAGAACAAAUACUACACACCAAAGUAUCGGUUGGUUGUGCGAACGACCAAUACGGACAUUGUCUGUCAGGUCGUGUAUGCUAAGAUCGAGGGCGACAUGGUGAUGUGUGCUGCGUACUCGCACGAGUUGCCGCGUUAUGGAAUGAAGGUCGGACUGACGAAUUAUUCCGCUGCUUACUGCACUGGUUUGCUGUUGGCCAGACGGGUUCUGACCAAGCUUGGACUUGCCGAACACUAUCAAGGAGUCGAUGAAGUAACCGGUGAAGAAUAUCACGUGGAAGAAGUCGAUGGUGCUCCGGGUCCAUUCAGAUGUUUUCUCGACGUCGGACUAGCUAGAACAACUACCGGAGCUCGAGUAUUCGGAGCAUUGAAAGGAGCAGUAGACGGAGGUCUAGAUGUACCCCACAGUGUUAAACGUUUUCCUGGGUACGAUGCUGAAACGAAGGAGUAUGAUGCUGAGGUUCAUCGAGGACACAUUUUUGGACAACAUGUUGCCAACUAUAUGACACACUUAGAAGAGAACGACGAGGAUGCUUACAGGAGGCAAUUUUCAAGAUACAUCAAAGAAGGCAUCGCAGGCAACACACUGGAAGAUAAGUACAAAGCAAUUCAUGCUGCAAUACGAGAAGAUCCGUCUCAUAAACCCGCACCAUCCAAGGAUGUAACACCAAAGAGGUGGAAUCGAGCCAAGAUGUCGCUUGCACAACGACGAGAUCGUAUACGUCAGAAGAAGGAGGCUUUCUUGAAGCGUCAGGCGGCAGAUGGCGAAGACAAUGACUGUUACAAGGCUGCACCUUCCAAAGUUGGUCGGUCGAAUCGUCGAGAAAUGAACGAAGAAUUGAGUGAAGCGGUGGAGAGAGGUGAUAUUGAGUCAGUAACGCGUCUUUUGGAUAUGCAAGUUGAUAUCAAUGGACGUGAUUUAUUUGGGGACACUCUUCUGAUACAAGCGUGUGAGAAGAAGAAGAAGGAGAUUGUUGAGUUUCUGCUCACUAAAUCAAUAUCAACUAGAUGUAACAAUCUAAUCCAACAAUCAACGUUUUGGUUUCUUCUUGCUGGUCAAGAGGCAGCAGUGUUGACUUGUGACUGGCUGAAGCAGCCAUUGCAUGCAGAGAUGAAUAAUCUUGCGGGAUAUACAGCUUUGAUUGUAUCUGCAAUGAAGGGAUUACAAGAUAUUAUUGAUCUACUACUGAAUGUCAAAGAUAUUAAUGUGAUGAAGGGAGAUUGGGUGAGUUUGAGUAUUGAGAGUGAGAGUGAAGGAUCACCACUGGAGAUUGCCAAGAUAUGUGGUCACAUUAGAUCUCAUCCCUACAUAGAAGGUCAUGUGUCUGUUAUCAAUCAUCAACAUGAAGAGACAAUUGCUGAACUGCAGAGUGAAGUCGAGAAGAAGACAGAAGAAUUAAGACAAUCAUCCCUUUUCCAUGAGAGUGAAGUGACGAGGUUAAGAACCGAGAUCCAAGAGAAAGAGGAGGAAAUGAGAUGUCUCGUGUCUGCUCUUGCUACUGUUAGCAGAAUGGCAAGCGAGAAACCACCAGAGGAUGUGAUGUAUGCAGUCAGUGCUCUUGCCUGUGAUCAGUGGAGUGAUGUUGGACUCGAAUUAGGAUACACAAUGCCUGAACUCAACUCACUCACUUCAUUAAUUACUGCAUCUCACAGCAAGCUACACGCCAUACUGAGAACCAAAGCUGUUGCUGUCGCUACCAGCAAUGUUGUUAGUAUCAUCUUGUCUGCUUGUCAGCGUAUUUCCAUUCCAAUUUGUGCUGCUGCAAUAAGAGAUGAGGUGGUUAAACGUCAAGAGAGACUGAGAGCACAGAACGCUGGUCAUGUGGGUAGUGAGCGUUGUGUUUUGGCGAGUGAAGAUUUGAGUGGACCAACACCGUGUACAUACUCACCACCAGGAAGAGCAUUGCAGGAGACGAACAGUCCUGGGUAUACAAUGGGAUAUAAACGUAUGCAGACGAAGAGCCAGCACCAAAUACGUAGUGUAGUGACAGUUUUCAAGAUAAGCUUUUUACGCAUGCGCCUGCUUACACAUUUACAAAGUAUCCAACUAGCAGACAUCUCUGGCAGUUACAUUCAGGUUCUGACCAAGCUUGGAUUUGUCGAACACUAUCAAGGAGUCGAUGGAGUAACCGGUGAAGAAUAUCACGUGGAAGAAGUCGAUGGUGCUCCGGGCCCAUUCAGAUGUUUUCUCGACGUCGGACUAGCUAGAACAACUACCGGAGCUCGAGUAUUUGGAGCAUUGAAAGGAGCAGUAGACGGAGGUCUAGAUGUACCCCACAGUGUUAAAUGUUUUCCUGGAUACGAUGCUGAAACGAAGGAGUAUGAUGCUGAGGUUCAUCGAGGACACAUUUUUGGACAACACGUUGCCAACUGUAUGACACACUUAGAAGAGAAUGACGAGGAUGCUUACAGGAGACAAUUUUCAAGAUACAUCAAGGAAGGCAUCGCAGGCAACACACUGGAAGAUAAGUACAAAGCAAUUCAUGCUGCAAUACGAGAAGAUCCGUCUCAUAAACCCGCACCAUCCAAAGAUGUAACACCAAAGAGGUGGAAUCGAGCCAAGAUGUCGCUUGCACAACGACGAGAUCGUAUACGUCAGAAGAAGGAGGCUUUCUUGAAGCGUCAGGCGGCAGAUGGCGAAGACGAUGACUAGACACAGUCCUAGUAUUCUGUACUCGCGAGAUGCAAUGUCAAUUAAUAAACCAUAAUUGUUUGAUUUAAUUGAUUG